Messenger RNA from Gossypium raimondii (Peruvian cotton), 1938 nucleotides. RefSeq names its product bZIP transcription factor 16. Gene Ontology annotation, cellular component: nucleus. Gene Ontology annotation, molecular function: sequence-specific DNA binding; DNA-binding transcription factor activity. Gene Ontology annotation, biological process: regulation of DNA-templated transcription. The record is from RefSeq and is a predicted model, not a curated record. The coding region runs from base 393 to 1613 and encodes 406 amino acids. The transcript is spliced from 13 exons. Lineage: Eukaryota; Viridiplantae; Streptophyta; Magnoliopsida; Malvales; Malvaceae.
GCGAGUUACAGAAUUACUCCGUGAACCUUUCUCCCUUUUCGAUUCCAUUUCCACCCCCAAAAUACAAUUUAACAAUCCCUCAAAUCAAACCCCAACCUUUACAUUUUCCCAUCGGGAUAAAAGAAGAAAGAAACACGGGCAAAUUAGACUUUUAGUCUCCCAAUCGUGCCCUAAUUAUUUUCCCCCAAAUUGACAUCUGUGCCUUUCUCCCCCAAAUUGACAUCUGUGCCUUUCUCCCCCACCCAUCUUAAUUCAAUUUCAACCUCCUUAGCUUCCGAAAUUUUGCUUCUAUUCAGUGGAUCAGGCUUGGGUUUCAUUUCAAUUUGGUUUGUUCUUCGAGUGUUGUAGGAUGGUUUGAGGGGCUUUUAGAAGUUGGUUGCUGGAUAUAGAGAAUGGGCAGCAGUGAGAUGGAUAAAGCUGCAAAAGAGAAGGAGCCAAAGACGCCGCCUGCUAUUACCGCGCAGGAGUCGUCAUCGACCACUAACUCGGGUUCAGUAAAUGCCGAUUGGUCUGGGUUUCAGGCAUAUUCUCCCAUUCCUCCACAUGGGUUCUUGGCGUCAAGUCCCCAAGCUCCCCCAUAUAUGUGGGGAGUUCAGCAUAUUAUGCCUCCCUAUGGUACCCCACCACAUCCUUAUGUUGCAAUGUAUCCUCACGGUGGAAUAUAUGCUCAUCCAUCCCUUCCUCCAGGAUCUUAUCCUUUUAGUCCUUUUGCUAUGCCUUCUCCAAAUGGCAUUGCUGAGGCUUCUGGAAAUACUCCCGGGAGCAUGGAAAUGGAUGGCAAGCCUCCUGAAGUGAAAGAAAAGUUGCCAAUUAAAAGAUCAAAAGGGAGUUUAGGCAGUUUGAACAUGAUUACCGGAAAGAACAAUAAUCUUGGUAAAACAUCAGGAGCUUCUGCUAAUGGAGGUUACUCUAAAAGUGCUGACAGUGGAAGUGAAGGUACAAGCGAAGGCAGUGAUGCAAACUCCCAAAACGAUUCACAAUUGCAGUCUGGAGAUGGAAAAGAUUCUGGAGAAGGUGAAGCAUCUCAGAAUGGACGCUCAGCUCAUGGUCCUCAGAAUGGAGGUCCUAAUUCAGCCCAUUCAGUGGCAAAUACAGCACUGGCCAUUGUACCUAUAUCAACUACUGGGGCUGCCACAGCUGUUCCUGGUCCAACUACUAACUUACAUAUUGGGAUGGAUUACUGGGGUACACCUGCUUCAUCUAAUGUUCCUGCAAUGCAUGCGAAGGUUCCUUCAACCCCAGUUGCAGGAGGAAUUGUAACCCCUGGAUCACGGGACAAUGUCCAGUCUCAGCUUUGGUUACAGGAUGAAAGAGAGCUUAAAAGACAGAGAAGGAAGCAAUCAAACAGAGAGUCUGCUCGGCGAUCAAGGUUGCGAAAGCAGGCGGAAUGUGAUGAGCUGGCUCAACGUGCUGAAGCCUUAAAGGAAGAAAAUGCUAACCUUAGAUCAGAAGUUAGUCGUCUCAAGAGCGAGUAUGAGCAGCUUCAUGCUGAGAAUGCCUCUCUUAAGGAGAGGCUAGGGGAAAUCCCUGGGCACGAGGAUCUGAAGUCUGGUAGGAAUGACCAACAUAGAAAUGAAGAUGAACAAACAGAGAUUGUGCAGGGUAGUCACUAGGUUUCAUAUACCCUGUUUCAUGCCUCAUCCAGGAGCACAACCUAACCAAAUUAGCUACAGAAGGUUUUUAUUUUGCAUAGCAUGUUUAAAUUUUAUCAAAGCUGACCUUGAUAGUUUUUAGGCCCCUUUAUCCUCUUAUAAUCCAUCACCAGUGAUUUGGCUUGCCUUUACAAUGAAAGUCUUAGGAUGUUAUGUAGGGUCAAUAUCCUGUCAUACCUUUCCCUAUUGAAAGAAGGGUACAGUUUAACUUUUCAGGCUUGUUUUAUGUUAAAAUAUGAUUGAUGAAUGUUUUAACUGUGGGAAGUAAUGAACUCUGAUUCAUUAA